CCCAAUGCAGCCUGUAGCCCAUUCAAAGGCCUACUGUUGGACCUCUGCUUAUUUUGCAAUACGUCUUUAGUACGGACUGAAAAAUGUCCGAUUUCGAUGAGUUUGAGAAGCAGUUAAGCGAAAAUCGGCAAGAGCGGGAGAAGGAGCGACACAAGAAGCGUAGCCGCAGCCGGUCCUCUGAGCCGUGGCGAGAAGCACCGCCGCUGGAGCAAGGACUCCAGGGGGCGGAGUCACGAGAAGCGCAGCAGCAGCCGCGACCGCAAGGGUCGUGACCGACGGAGCAGCUCACGCGAGCACAGCUACUCUCCUCGGAGAAGCCGUAAGAAAAGGACAUACAAGUACUGGGAUGUUCCCCCUCCGGGAUUCGAGCACAUCACCCCCAUGCAGUACAAGGCAAUGCAAGCUGCAGGGCAGAUCCCCACGAUAGCUUUACUGGCAACAUCCACCACCAGCGGCGUGGCAGUGACGCCCACCCAGGUGCCGAUGGUCGGCAGCCAGAUGACCCGGCAGGCCAGGCGGCUUUAUGUCGGCAACAUCCCCUUCGGCCUGACGGAGGAGGCCAUGGCGGAUUUCUUCAAUACCCAGAUGCGAUUGGCUGGCUUAUGUCAAGGUCCCACCAAUCCCGUCCUCGCUGUUCAGAUAAACCAGGACAAGAACUUUGCCUUCCUUGAAUUUCGGUCCGUGGAUGAGACCACGCAGGCAAUGGCCUUCGACGGCAUCAUUUUCCAGGGUCAGUCGUUAAAAAUCAGGCGGCCCCACGACUAUCGCCCCCUGCCUGGCAUCUCAGAGCAGGCCCGCCUUCCACGUACCAGGGGUCGUCUCCACCGUGGUUCCAGACUCGCCACACAAGCUCUUUGUCGGAGGCCUGCCCAACUAUCUCAGUGACGAUCAGGUACCCCGCCCUCAGUCUCUGUCGCCGGGGAGCCGACCCACAA
This is a messenger RNA of Brienomyrus brachyistius, 935 nucleotides long. Its product is annotated as splicing factor U2AF 65 kDa subunit-like. The transcript has 7 exons. Gene Ontology annotation, molecular function: pre-mRNA 3'-splice site binding; poly-pyrimidine tract binding. The record is from RefSeq and is a predicted model, not a curated record. The coding region runs from base 382 to 885 and encodes 167 amino acids. NCBI's taxonomy places the organism in Eukaryota, Metazoa, Chordata, Actinopteri, Osteoglossiformes, Mormyridae. Gene Ontology annotation, cellular component: U2-type prespliceosome; commitment complex; nuclear speck.